CAUUAGCAAGUGGAAGUUCUUCAGAGGCAGGAGGGUAUAAGAGGGAGAGAAGAAGUAACCCACAAAGGAGAACUCAGCAGCAGUUCUAUUGGAUGCCUCAUGUGCUCAGAAGGGGAAGGCAACUUUGAAGCUCAGACGCAUUAACAGCUGCAGAAACAUAGGGAGCUCAAGCAACCCUCUGGAAACCUCUGGCGAGGAGUAAAACACCAGGAGAGAAGGACUUGCAUUCCCGCAAUGGCAUCUGCUCAUCUGCUCCUGCUCUUCUUCUCCCUGGCUUUCACCAGUGUUUGUGGCAAUUUGGGGCAGUCAUUUCCAGAAGAAGAUGAGAAUGAGGAAAAGGCUCAUUUGGAUGACAUUUUCCAAAGGGCAGAGAGCAUCAUCUUGAGGUCUGUUUUCAGGAAAAUGGAAGAGGAUGAAGAGGAUCCCAACAAAGAUUUAAAUACUCCCCAGUUGGACCUGAUCACCAAAAGGCAGCACCCUGGGAAGAGAGAUCUAUACAGUCUGGAAAAGAGGCAACAUCCUGGGAAAAGAGACCAAGAUGAUGGUUUUGAUCUCUACUCAGAACUGCAGAAGAGGCAGCAUCCUGGCAGACGAUCCCUAUGGGAACAAUACCUUGACAUCCCCAACAGCCAGCUGGCUUAUCUGAAUGAAUUAUCUAAGAGGCAGCAUCCAGGUAAGAGAUACCUGGCAUACAGCAAGCGACAGCACCCUGGAAAGCGAAGUUGGGAUGAAGAGACCGAGGAAGUAGAGCAGAGCCUGGAGAAACGGCAGCAUCCAGGGAAGAGGUAUCUGAGUUCGGAGAGUCCAGAUUACACUGCUCCCUGCGACCUGCAGGAUUCCUUGGAAUGCAGCAAAGGCAGCUUGCUGCUUGAGUUGCUAGAUAGCGUUAGCCAAGGCCGGGGAGAAGAGAAGCGGCAACAUCCUGGAAGAAGGUCUUUGUUGGAUGGGGAGGUGGAGGCAGAGGAGUGAGGUACAGCGUGUCUCUCUCCAUGUUUGUUCAUUGUUUACAUUCCUUUGAAGGACCCCCACCCAAGUCUCCAGACUUUUCAGAAGCCCACUCAUAUAUGCCCUUUUCAACUCUGCUUGCUGACCUACUUCAUUGGUAGUUCUUCACCGUAUGUUCCUUCCUGUCAGGCUACGAUUUGGCUGGAGCAGUGCAUGGAAGUGUGGAUUUCAUUUUAAGGACACACUGAGAGGCACGUUGUCUGGCUUGUCCAUCUGCUUAAAAUGAAGCUGUCUUAAUAAAGUAUAGUUCUGGUAUUAUUA
This is a messenger RNA of Anolis sagrei ordinatus, 1266 nucleotides long. NCBI's taxonomy places the organism in Eukaryota, Metazoa, Chordata, Lepidosauria, Squamata, Anolidae. The record is from RefSeq and is a predicted model, not a curated record.